ACCUUGCCUACAAACGUCAACAAUUGAUACCCUAAUUUCAUUCUUGUGCUUUUGCAAAUUUUCCUGGAUGCUGAUACAUACAGGAGCAGCCAACAAUAUCUUGGUGCUUCCUGCUGCACCACCACAACACAAAGCCGUCCUUUCACACCAUCAUCAUACCGCAGAGCUGUCAAACCGUACCCCAAAGCUCAAAGGAGCUAAAGAGCGCCCAUCCAUCUAUCUCCGAUUCCAUCCUCCCCAACAGCACGAAAGUCCACCGCACUAUAUUAUCUCUAGGCGGCAAAAGCAGCAGCAGCUGCUCAUAUCCAAAUCAUUCAGUGGACACCCCUUCCAAGUUAUUCCCCAAGACCGGCCGAUCAGAUUCUCUGUUCCUUGAAUUCCUUGGAGGAUUCUUUCAUUCGCCUGCAAGUCAUCUUGGAAGACCAAGACCUUGGGCCGCAUUGCGCGGAGAAUUGGAAGAAAGCCUCGGUUUUCUGCUGUUUCUUUUGUUCAUUCUUUAGUGCAAAUAUGUUUCUUGAGUUCUUGUAGUGCCGGUACAUAAAGGCCAGGAAGGGCUUGGAAGAAAGGAAUGACUUGAGGUGAUAGUGUGUGUGACAGAGAGAGAGAGAGAGAGAGGGAUUGUGAAAGGCUGAGAGCUCUGCCUGUUCUUCCUCUGCCAUUGUUUUUUUCCCUUUUUGAGGACCGUUUAGGAGCUCUGUUUAGCUGUUGCUUGCCACCUUUUGGCGUCCGUUUCUGCCGAGAAGAGAAUUGAGCCAUUGACAAGCAGAAAUGCUCCUGUUCAAGAGAAAAAGACUGCUCCUUGUAUCUGCAGGCUGUGUGAUUCUCAUGCUUCUCACACCAACCCAUGGUGACUCACAUCCAGAGCAGAGCUACAAGAUGGCUCAGCCUUUGGAGCUCACACCCAAGCUCUCGGUGCAGCUCAAGCUCCAUGCCUUCCUGCUCUGGUCUUCAGUUGGCUUCCUGAUGCCGAUAGGGGUGCUGCUCAUCAGAGCUUCCAGCAAUGUCAAAAGCCCCAGAAACAUCAGGCUCCUCUUCUACUGCCACGUCGCUUCCCAGAUCGUCGCCGUCGCUCUCGCCACCGCCGGCGCGGUGCUGUCGAUAAGCAACUUCGAGAACGCCUUCAACAACACGCACCAGAGGAUCGGGCUGGCGCUGUACGGCUUCAUCUGGCUCCAGCCACUCGUCGGCUUCCUCCGGCCGGACAGGGGGGUGAGGACGCGGAGCGCGUGGUACCUGGCGCACUGGCUCCUGGGCCUCGGCGUCUGCGUCGUCGGCGUCGCCAACGUCUACAUCGGCCUGCACACGUACCAGGAGCGGACCGGCCGGAGCGCGCGGCCGUGGACACUGCUCCUCACCGUCGAGGUGGCGGCCAUGGUGUUCGUGUACCUCGUCCAGGACCGGUGGAGCUACGUGGUGCGGCAGCAGGAGGAGGACGCCGCCGCCCUCGGCGACGAGCGGAGCGAAGGGUCCACCAUGUACCCGGCGAACGAUCACAAGGAGGUCGUCGUGGUGCCGUAGUCGCCUUGCUGACUCGUGAGUCGUGACAGGUCCCCAGUCCGGAUUACACUAGUUUAGCCGACGAUCCGUCGAGCGGAUGGAUUGGAAAGAAUUCCAUGGAUGCCGUCUUUGGGAGCUCGCAUUUGGCAUUUCACAUUUGUACAGGUUAAUAGAAAGAGGUGAUGUGCUUGAAAGAAGAAGCUGAGUUGGGUCAUUUCUUGUUUUCAACUGAGUCAGAUUAGGGCCUCUCUGGCUCAAAACUCUGGAGACAUAUGAUAAGAAAAAAAUGUAGGAAUUGAACGCCCUAAUAUCUUGAAUCCUAUAUCCUAUAGA
Molecule: messenger RNA, 1830 nt
Organism: Sorghum bicolor (sorghum)
Lineage: Eukaryota; Viridiplantae; Streptophyta; Magnoliopsida; Poales; Poaceae
Product: cytochrome b561 domain-containing protein At2g30890
Exons: 3
Coding region: 769-1518 (249 amino acids)
Molecular function (GO): transmembrane monodehydroascorbate reductase activity
Source: RefSeq, a predicted model, not a curated record